Molecule: messenger RNA, 2230 nt
Organism: Oncorhynchus gorbuscha (pink salmon)
Lineage: Eukaryota; Metazoa; Chordata; Actinopteri; Salmoniformes; Salmonidae
Product: exostosin-1-like
Exons: 6
Coding region: 1-1077 (358 amino acids)
Cellular component (GO): membrane
Molecular function (GO): glycosyltransferase activity
Source: RefSeq, a predicted model, not a curated record
AUGCUGUACGUGGUUGGCAUUGAUAGCGCCAUGCUGUACGUGGUUGGUAUUGAUAGUGCCAUGCUGUACGUGGUUGGCAUUGAUAGAUCCAUGCUGUACGUGGUUGGCAUUGAUAGAUCCAUGCUGUACGUGGUUGGCAUUGAUAGCUCCAUGCUGUACGUGGUUGGCAUUGAUAGCGCAAUGCUGUACGUGGUUGGCAUUGAUAGCUCCAUGCUGUACGUGGUUGGCAUUGAUAGCUCCAUGCUGUACGUGGUUGGCAUUGAUAGCGCCAUGCUGUACGUGGUUGGCAUUGAUAGCUCCAUGCUGUACGUGGUUGGCAUUGAUAGCGCCAUGCUGUACGUGGUUGGCAUUGAUAGCUCCAUGCUGUACGUGGUGAUCGUCCUAUGGAACUGUGACAAGCCCCUCCCGGCCAAACACCGCUGGCCUGCCACAGCCGUACCUGUCCUAGUCAUAGAUGGGGAGAGCAAGGUGAUGAGCAGUCGUUUCCUGCCCUAUGACACAAUACCAACAGACGCCGUUCUGAGUCUGGACGAGGAUACAGUUCUCUCUACUACUGAGGUGGACUUUGCUUUCACGGUGUGGCAGAGUUUCCCAGAGAGGAUUGUGGGAUACCCGGCCAGGAGUCAUUUCUGGGACAGCAACAAGCAGAGGUGGGGUUACACCUCCAAGUGGACCAACGACUACUCUAUGGUCCUGACAGGAGCUGCUAUAUACCACAGAUAUUACCACUACCUGUAUACCAGUUACCUGCCGGCUAGUCUGAGGGACCUGGUGGACCAGCUGUCUAACUGUGAAGACAUCCUGAUGAACUUCCUGGUGUCAGCUGUCACCAAGCUGCCGCCCAUCAAGGUCACCCAGAAGAAACAGUACAAGGAGACUAUGAUGGUGCAGACCUCUAGAGCGUCCCGGUGGGCCGACCCAGACCACUUUGCCCAGCGACAGAGCUGCAUGAAUAAGUUUGCCAGCUGGUUUGGCAGCAUGCCCCUGGUGCACUCUAAUAUGCGUCUGGACCCGGUGUUGUUUAAAGACCAGGUGUCCAUACUGAGAAAGAAAUACAAGGACAUAGAGAGACUAUAACCAGCCUGAUCCUCUGUGUCUCCAUGGUGGAGUGGGGAGGGACAGAGAGAGACUAGAACCAGCCUGAUCCUCUGUGUCUCCAUGGUGGAGUGGGGAGGGACAGAGAGAGACUAGAACCAGCCUGAUCCUCUGUGUCUCCAUGGUGGAGUGGGGAGGGACAGAGAGAGACUCGAACCAGCCUGAUCCUCUGUGUCUCCAUGGCGGAGUGGGGAGGGACAGAGAGAGACUAGAACCAGCCUGAUCCUCUGUGUCUCCAUGGUGGAGUGGGGAGGGACAGAGAGAGACUAGAACCAGCCUGAUCCUCUCUGUCUUCAUGGUGGAGUGGGGAGGGACAGAGAGAGACUAGAACCAGCCUGAUCCUCUGUGUCUCCAUGGUGGAGUGGGGAGGGACAGAGAGAGACUAGAACCAGCCUGAUCCUCUGUGUCUCCAUGGUGGAGUGGGGAGGGACGGAGAGAGACUAGAACCAGCCUGAUCCUCUGUGUCUCCAUGGUGGAGUGGGGAGGGACAGAGAGAGACUCGAACCAGCCUGAUCCUCUCUGUCUUCAUGGUGGAGUGGGGAGGGACAGAGAGAGACUAUAACCAGCCUGAUCCCCUGCUGCCCCCUAGAAGGACAGGAGAGUAGAGGGACAGAGAGGGACUACAACAAGCCUGAGAACCCUGCUGCCCCCUAGAAGGACAGGAGAGUAGAGGGACGGGAGACACACAGAGACCCUCCCAGAGAGAAGGGAGGAACAGGGGAAGAGAGGAGAGGACAGGGCGCUGUGAAGCCAGGACACCACGGUUGACCCUCCCAGAGAGAAGGGAGGAACAGGGGAAGAGAGGAGAGGAGAGGACAGGGCGCUGUGGAGCCAGGACGCCACGGUUGACCCUCCCAGAGAGAAGGGAGGAACAGGGGAAGAGAGGAGAGGACAGGGCGCUGUGGAGCCAGGACACCACGGUUGACCCUCCCAGAGAGAAGGGAGGAACAGGGGAAGAGAGAAGAGGAGAGGACAGGGUGCUGUGGAGCCAGGACGCCACGGUUGCGUCUUCCACCCACACUCUCCAUCUUUGUACGCUGUUGCUGGUGCCAACAGUGGUAACCGUGACAACCCCAGGCUGUAUUUUGGUAGGAGCUGUACACAGACAGAAAACUAGUUCAUGCACAAAUGACAA